Messenger RNA from Pistacia vera, 750 nucleotides. RefSeq lists its product as uncharacterized. The coding region runs from base 1 to 750 and encodes 249 amino acids. The transcript is spliced from 2 exons. Lineage: Eukaryota; Viridiplantae; Streptophyta; Magnoliopsida; Sapindales; Anacardiaceae. The record is from RefSeq and is a predicted model, not a curated record.
AUGCCUAAUGCUAUGGUAGAAUAUCCUUCCAUCAAACAAAUCUCUUCGGCUAAAUGGCAUACAAUUGCCAUUGAAGUUCCUCAAGGACUGGUGUUUCUAGAUAUGUUAAAGAAGCAAGAUAUUUGCAGAGACAUCAACCCCUCCAAUAUACAGCUUGAUGGGGAUGUUAUGCAGACAAGUUUGCUACCUCAUACUCCCAGCAACUCCAGACCCGAGAAUGCCAUGGAUGCCGGUGGCUUCACAGAUUUGGAAACCUCUCUUGUCUUACCCGUUUGCGUGAAGAAAGAUUCGGAAACUAACAAGAGUCCACAGAGGAAGAGACCUUUGAGAGCUAAAGAUUUAUUUAAGAAAGCAUUUUCUUGGUGGCACCAGAACACUUGCCACAUGAAAAAUAAAAAAGAGUCCAAAACCAAUGUUUACCAUCAGUUAUUGCUCAUCUCCUCAUUGCUGGCAUCUAUAACGCUCCACACAGCCUUAAAGAUCCAAGGAUACAGAGUGGAAGAAAGCUAUGAAUACAAUUCUAGCAUAAAUGAUGCUGUCUGCCAGACUGAAAAUCAAUAUUAUUUCUAUUCAAACUGGUUGAUCAUUAUGUUUAAUUCCAUCGCCUUUUUCUUAUCGGUAGCAUUGCUGAUGAGACUCUUCAAUGAGCUUCCACUCAGGCCAUUGUUACAAGUUUCAGUAUUUUCAAUGGUUGGAACUUACCUGUGCACAAUAUUGGACCCUUUCAAGCCUCGCUCGUGCUCAUCCUAG